This is a messenger RNA of Sinocyclocheilus anshuiensis, 1108 nucleotides long. RefSeq names its product homeobox protein MSH-D-like. Gene Ontology annotation, cellular component: nucleus. Gene Ontology annotation, biological process: embryonic morphogenesis; regulation of transcription by RNA polymerase II. The record is from RefSeq and is a predicted model, not a curated record. The transcript is spliced from 2 exons. NCBI's taxonomy places the organism in Eukaryota, Metazoa, Chordata, Actinopteri, Cypriniformes, Cyprinidae. The coding region runs from base 63 to 785 and encodes 240 amino acids. Gene Ontology annotation, molecular function: DNA-binding transcription factor activity, RNA polymerase II-specific; RNA polymerase II transcription regulatory region sequence-specific DNA binding.
CUUCAAGGCAUCAAAGGCUUCAUGCUUUUUUCAUGAGACGUCAGAGUGACUGAAGCUCGAGGAUGUCCGCGUCCGCGAGCUUGAAGGAAUCAGACGGAGAUCGGGACAUGGAGCAGCGCAAAACCCAAGUGUCAAUCCACCCUUUCAGCGUCGAGUCUCUUAUAUCUAGCCACAAAACCAGUAAAGACUUUGAAAGACGGCGCGAGGAUGUAUCCAGCCAGUUUGCUAAGACUGAGAUCAGGGAUUCUUAUGGCUCGGCUGCAAUACAAAAGCACUUUAUGCAGACCUCACCCGUCAAAUCGGAGUCCCCCGAGCCGGAUGACUGCACACCAUGGGUUAUGAACCCUAGAUUCGCUCAAACACGCCAGGUAAGUGCCUGUCCUCUCCGCAAGCACAAGACCAACCGUAAACCCCGUACGCCAUUCACCACCUCACAGCUCCUGGCCUUGGAGCGAAAGUUCAGACAGAAACAGUACCUGUCCAUUGCCGAGCGAGCAGAAUUCUCCAGCUCCCUCACCCUCACAGAGACACAGGUGAAGAUCUGGUUCCAGAACCGACGGGCCAAGGCCAAGCGUUUGCAAGAGGCCGAGCUGGAAAAGUUCAAACUGACUGCCAAACCUGCCCUCCACCCCAAUUUCAGUUUGCCUCUUCCUCUUGGAACCCAACUUCAUUCGGCCGUCUCACUCUAUGGCCAGUCGUAUCCCUACCAGAGGCCUUUAUUGCCUGUUGCUCCAGUGGGACUCUAUAGAACACCUUUAGGGUACAGCAUGUAUCACCUCGCUUGAGAAGAAGUGCUACAGUAUGGACUAGUACUGAUCUGUGGAUGUACAGAAAGACAAUGUUUACAAACCUUGGGUGUCCAAGUCUGAAAAAAAGCAGCAACCAAAAAAUUUAAUUCACUAUUUCAUAAUGUGCCUUCACUCACGUCUUAAAAUACAUGAAAUAAAAAGCGGGACAUUUUACCUCACUUUCCACUGACUGAAAGAUCACAUUUUACCGUGUGGAUGGAUAAUGCUGUUGCCAAAUCUUUUGUGUAUAUUUGUGUCAUGCAUCUUUAUGUAAUAUAUUGUAAAACUAAUUAUUUUGUGUACAAAAUACUGAGUUUAAA